CCCCCACCCAUUGGAGCCAUACCAAUUUUACAUCCUCCAACCAGUGGAGCCAUACCGAUUUUACAUCCUCCAACCAGUGGAGCUAAACAAACUCCCUCAACAAGUGGAGCCAUACCAGCUUUACAGUCAUCAACCAGUGGAGCCAAUUCAACUGUAGAUCUCAUUACCAAUGGAGCCAAUGCUUUACCGCCUCUUGGCAGUUAUUUAAACAUGAUACCCACCAGUCAAGUCAGCUCGGUUGAAUCUGCUCCCCCGAUAUUGUCAAAGCAACCAAAUAUCUCAUCUCCUGUGUUGUCAAGAGAAACGAGUGGCUCUCCUCCGAUGUUAUCAUCGACUGCUUUAAAGCGAAAGAUGUUUCACUACCUGCCUCCAUCCCCACCUAAACCAUAUGUUAACAACACACAUACAUUUGCUGCUGCUUCAUCUGAUGUUCAACGUGACUACAUGACAGAAAAACUCAACAGAGAAUUUGCACACCUCAUUAAGAAACAUGGUGCCAUGUCAGCCACAGACAAUCUCAUCCUGAACCACUACAUUAAGCUACAGGAUGAUGAGAGACACCAUGUCAUGAAACAAGGGAGUAUAAGAGGAUUCCUUCAGAACUCAAAGUAUCUGGAAUUGCGGGGAACAAUGUUGCAUCUGAAAAUAACCCCUCCGAAUAGUCCACCCCCUGGUGACCCUAAGCAAAGCAGCAUUUCUUGAGGCGAAUUCUCCAUCUAACAUGCCAGGAAUUGUUCCCUUAGUGCCAUUAGAUGUUGGAGAUGGGCCAGUCAAAUGUGAAGAAGAUGCAAAUGAAGCUAGUGAAUCAAAUCUCAAUAUUCCUGGAAAAGAGAAUGCUAUUUCAAUGGUACCAGGAGGUAGUAAAGAUAACAUACUAAGUGGUGCCAUACAUGGAUCCCAGGAUAAUACACAAAACGGUGCUAUGAAUGAUGGGAAUGUGCUUAACCAUGGUAAUGAUCUGAUAGAUUGUAGUGCUACAGACCAACAUGAAAAACCUUGUACAUCUAAACUAGAGCAAGAGACAAUUCAAGAUCCUAAAAAACUUGGUAAAGGAAGUACUGGGUUAACAUUACAAAGUGUCAACCAUAUAGACCCUGGCUUAGACAGUCCAUUGAACAAAUUGGAGAAAUUUGAAUUUAUUGGACUGAAUGGGAUUUCCAAGAUUAUGGAUGAAUUUGAACUGGCUGCAAAUGAUAUUGUAGCCGAAGCAAUACUUGGUGCUAAGAAACAAAUGCUUGCUGAAAAGGAAGAGGAAUACAGGGCAAAGGAACUUGAAAUGAAAGUUUUGAGGAUGCCCGAAUUAGCUACCAGUCCUGAAAUGCAGUCUAGAUUUGAUAAGAAAAUAGAUGAUAUUAUCAAAAUGGGCAAAGAAUUGCAAUCUUAUCCUAAAGGUGCUAACAAGGAAGCUUGUUUUGAAGAGCAUGCAGACAUUGAAAUGGAGAGUAUUACAGAAACUUCCAAAACUGGGGAGGAGAGUGUAACAGCCGCAGAAAGACAUGAUGGGGAUGAGAAAGUAACAGCCUCUGCAGUGAAUACAGAUGAAAGUGUAACAGUCUCUUUAGAUAAUACUGACAAGGAGCCUGUAACAGACUUUGGAGAGAGUGUUAGUGAGGAACAUAUAACAGCCAAUAGUGAACUUAUUACAGCUAAUACAGCUAAUCUCAUUGUUGAUGAUGAGGAUCAAAGUUGUGUGUUGGAACUUUUAAAAGAAAUAAGAAGCAAUAUAGAUGCCCUAAGUAAAACCAAAAAGAAUAAAGCUUUGGAGAAAAAAGAAUCUAGACUUUCUCUAUUGAAUGAACUCCUAACAGCUUUCAAUGAUGAAUCGAUGACCGAAGCAGAAUUAGUUGAAAAUAUGAGUAAAGCCUCUAAUAUUGAAAGCAGAAGUAUAACUAUGAACCCCAAUGUGAAGGAGUUUACACCUAGAGCAUUCAGUCCACUCCAGAAAUCAUUCCAGCCCAUUGGUACCCCUCCAAGACCCUAUAGUAAUAACAGUUCACUCAAUGCAUUCAGUCCUGAAUUCAAGCCAAGGAAUAUCGGCACUCCCCUGACACAAAGUCCAGCACACACACAGACUGAUCGUUUAGAUUUGGUAACUGUGGCAACCAACACUAAAAAGACGAAACAUGCAGACUGUGCACAACAGGUUGAGAUGCAGGAGACCAGAGAGGUUAUGAUCAACACAGUUGAAUGUCUCUUUGAUGGCACCUCAGACUUCCACAUUCCAAUCAUCAAGACAAAGGAUAAGGGAGUUCAUGCAAAGCCAAACACCAAUGACAAGGUCACCUGUACAAGGAAAGAAAUGAGCUCAGAUGUGGGGUCCAAUACAGAGUCAGGCUUUGUUGAAUGUUUGGCAGAGUUUGCGGAGAUGAAGGAAAGAGCACUCAAUGCAGAGGUGAAGGUUUUGACCCUGAUGAGCCAUUUCUGCCAAGAUACUAUGAUACAGAUGUAUUAUGAACAACACUACAAACAUCAGAGACAUCGCCAACUGUUCUCUGCGAGUUCACCUGCUGAAGUGGCAUUAGAUGCAGAGUACACCAGCAUGUUAGCCCAGAUACAAGGCAACAUCAAUGACAUACAACAGUCCUACAAAGAAAGCCUCGCCAAGUUGAUGUCUGGCAGUACACUAUCUGACUUGGCAGAUGUCACAGAUAAGUGGACCUCAAGAUUUCAGCUGGAUCAGUUUUUAAAUAGCAGUUCUAUUGUGCCAGAGUUUCUACCUCCUACAAAUGUUCCAGUCAGUACAUCUAUACCUUAUGUAUUCAGUCAGGUUGACAAUGAAAUUACCUGCUCCAAGCCUAUCAACUCUAUGCAAGGUGCACAUGACACUGAUCUCAGACCAUCAGCAUUCAGGCCUCGUCAUAAGAGUGCAGCUAGUAUUUUAGCAGAACUACAAACACAAAAUGCAAGCUUGCCUGCAGAUGCAUCUUCUACUACUGGCAGUGUAAAUACUGAUACAUCACAGGGUGCUACAACACAGGUUCCUAGCAAUGGUGGCUUCAAGAAGACGUUACGCCGCCCCAGAGUGAGGUUGGACUCUGAGAGGUCUGAAGCAAGCCAGCAAAGUGCAGCAGCAAGCUCAGUUACAGUCAAGUCAUCGUCUGAGGCUCUCUCACCUUCCAAACUACCUCCUGGUUUAGGCUUAGAUAUACAGAGUCCCGAGAGAAAAGAAACAAAAAGAAGAGUAUUACGACCAGCAAAAACAAAGAAGUCUGUGUAUACUGCUGGUAAAAGAAAACCUAGUGAUUCAAAUGAACAAUAUAGUGCAAUAGGUAGCAUGGAGCCAGCAGUCUCAUCCACAAGCACAACUGGAAGCCAGCUCCUACCCGAGUCAUUGCCCCAGUCUCUAGCAUUAGGCCAAGGUGAUCCUGGUCAAACUAAACAAACGACUAAUGCUAUGCCAGAUACAGUGUCUUUUGCUAACAGUGGUCAACCGAUUGAUGACAAUGCUCUAUUAGAGCAGCAGAUGUUUGAGCAACAACAGGUGCUACAGGAACAGCUUCAAAUGCAGCUGUUAUUACAGCAGCUUGGAAGUGAGAAUUCACAGCAGCAGUUAGAUAUGGAGUCCAUUGAUCCUAUGCUACAGCAGGCUGUGAUGCUGCAGCUGUUACAAUUGAACCCAUCCCUAGCUGCUAAUCCACAGCUGCUGCAGGUGUUGAUCAUACAACAGCUGAUGGCUAUUCAGGUACAACAGCAGAGUAUAGAACCCCCAGCUGAAACGACUACAGCUGCAUUACCUACAGCUGCUCUCAAUCAACCUCAUGCUGUCGGUCAUCCUGAGCAAGAAGUCAAACAAGCAAAUUCAGGUGCUAUUAAGGAAGGAAUGGGUUCAGCAGCAGAGGGCAUAUUAAGUAAUCAACAAGAGAACCUUCUCUCUGCACUAGAGCUGCCUAGUCCCAGUGUUGAAUCACAGGAGAGCUAUCACUCGGCCUCUAGUCAACCCACUAGUCAAGCAACUACUAGUCAUACAGCCACUCUUAGUCAGGGCACUUUGCUCACCAGGGAAACAUCAAUGGUAAAUAAAGCUGCAAUCCAGUCAGCCCCAGUGCAGCGAGAGUCAACCAGCAAUGUAAUAGCCCAAGUGGAGGCUACACCAGGCCUAGACUCUAUCACUACUACACAGAUCACAAAACCACUUCCUAUCCCUUCAAACCAAUCCAAGGUCUCAUUGUUGGAACACGAGUCUCACAAUGUACAGACCAUUACUACUUCCAAGGCUACAUCACAUACCAAUGACCUUCCACAAUCCAGUAUAAGCAUAGAUUUAGCAAGAAGACCAGAAAAGCCAUCAGAAUGCUAUGUUCCAGAUGAAGAGUUUGCUGUCGUAAAAAGAUCCAAGAGAAGUAAAAGUAGCAGCCUGUCGCUGUCAGACAGCACACAAAGAGAUAGAGAGUCAACACCUGAAAAUUGGUGGGAUACCAAGGACUCUUCAGAAGAUUUGGCCAAUUCACUCAAGGGCCACUGGAAAAGUGGACCAAGUUUCAGUGAAUCUCUUGGUUCUAGAUCUAACUCUCCUGCUUUGGGUGAAUCUCCUCGAGAUGCAUGGUCAGUGAAGAAGGAUUACACAACGCAGUUUGCUGCUCCACCAGUUGAGCAGGCAAACUUCCGUAAACCACUUCCCAUCGUGGCAAGUUCUAUCAACUCAGUUAAGCCAAAUAAGCAAACCAGCAAGACAGCACCUUUAAUAAGUGCUAGAGCCCUCUCAGGACAAAAUACCCCUUCUCCAACAUUGGGGCUGCCAUCUGAAAAACCUGAAAAAACUAUGCCAUCAAUUAAAAAGCAAGAUUCCAAAGAUUCCAACUAUGGCCUGGAUGACUUUCAGGAAGUUAAAGUUGCAAGGAAGCCAGAAUCUUCAGAGAAUGUGGAAGAUAACAAGUCUGACAUUUGGACUCAGGUGUCAAAGAAGAAGAAACCUACAGGUGGCACCAGUGAUACAGUAGCAAAAAUAUACACAACAAGCAAGAAUAAAUCUUCCAACUUUGAGAGGCUAGUCAGCAAACUUAUGGAAAACUUUUCAAUUGCUAGGGCAGAUGCAAUAAAUCUGAUCUCUGAAGUCCGUGCCCAACAUGGCAGUCUGAGUGGAGUUUCCAUGAACCAGAUACUGAAGGAUGCUGGUACAUGUAUGAAACAAAUGAAUGCUGCAAAGUCUGGAGAGGGAUUGGUGUACACUGCAGAGGACUUCAAGAAUAUGAAAUACAAGACUCUCAUGUGUCAAGCCUGGCAACAGACUGGAGUGUGUAAGAAGAGAGAUGAUUGUAUAUUUGCACAUGGAAAGACUGAGCUGAGAAAACUCCCUAAAACCCAAAUGUGCAACAAUACAACAUUCUUUAAAACUGGACGAUGUCCAUAUGGUGCUUCCUGUGUGUUUGCUCACAGCUCAGAUGAGCUACAACCUUUGAUGCAAGCUGUUCCCAUGACAACACCACAGCAGCCAGCAGUCCAACAAACCACUAACCCCAACAAUGCCAAUUAUGCAGCCAUUGUCAAGCCUAAGGUCAUCAAGACCAGCAAUGCUUUUGGUGCUCUUGAUGAUAAUGAGAGUGACAGUGAUGGUGAAGAGUGUGCCAUUUGUUACUGUAAUAUGAAAGAGGGACAUGAGAACACAUUGGACUGUGGACAUGUAUUUCAUGAUGAGUGCAUCAAGAAGUGGGUGCUUGGAGAGGAAAGGACAUGCCCACUAUGUAGAAAGCUGACAUUAUUUCCUGAUGAGUUCCCAAAGCUAGGGAAGUAAUAUGACAUAAACAAAGUAAUGUGACAUCUCAUCAUAAGUGCUCCCAUUAUGUUAAAGGCAGAAUCAGUAACAUUUCCAACUUUGUCUCAAUUUUAGAAUAUUUUGAGAUCAUAUCAUUCCUCUUUAUUUUCUAAAAAUUUUAAAAGUUCAUCCAGUACCUCAUUCCAGGGAAACAUGAUACUGUUAGUCAUACUUAAUUUGGCAUAUUGACCCAAAUUAGAAAAAAUGUCAAAGAUACGUAGGUUCUUGUUACCUCUUGCCAAGUAUUGGAUGUUAUUAUUGUGAUUAAAAUGGUCCAGUUUAUUGGAUAAAAUCAGACUGGUCUUGAACAUUAAACAUUUGAACUUUGAUGCACUAUUCUUCCAAACACAGAAAUGACACUUGACAAAAUAAUUCUUUUGGGAUUUCUGAAAAAUUGGCAAUAUGAAUUGGCAACUCUUUUUUCAAAAUCUGCGCCAAAUUAAGUAGAGUAAAAGUAUUUGCAUUUUGUACUUAGAAUCUGAAAUAGCUUAACCAUCUGAUAUGGUAUCAUGCAUAGUUUAGAAGAUAAUAUAUUUGAGAAGUAAAAUGACACAUUGGUAAAUCAAUUGUGCAUAUUGCUUGCAAUUUUAUUACUCCUAAACACUUGAAUCUGCCUUUACAUAUGACUUCUGGCAUGGCCUGCAUUGUAAGCUAGUAAGCUAGUACUCAUGCAAGACCAAUGAUAUAUACUACUGUUCUUAGUUAUAUACUCUAAAUCAAAGGUGCUAGGAUGUACUGUGCUUCUGUAAAGUGUAGGACUACAGCUCUUCAUAAACUGGAACUUGAGCCUGGAGAAUUCCAAAUUUUGGAAUAAGAUUGGAGAUUGAACCUACUUCUGAGACAACCCAGGAGAGGAACUUCUGCUUAUUAUUCUUCAUGAAGAAGCAUACAUUAUAUUCAUUACAUACAUAUCAUCAUCAGAUCAUGGUGAUAAAUUAUUUUUUAUAUCUUUUGAAAUUGCUUUUAUAUCUUUAGAUUUUGUUAACUCUUUAAGUUCAGUCUAUUGAGGUUGCCAAAUACAUCCCAUGUCAAAACUGCAUCAUGGAUAGAUGCAUGAGAUAUUUUGAAGAAAAAUAUUUGCUAAAAAAUAUUUAAAAGAGAACAAAUGUCUUGACAAAUGAAUCGACUACAUUUUCUGAUGGAUUAUACUCAAUCAAGACUUGACUAUUGCAAAUACAUUGGAGCAGUUCAAAAUUCCUUAUGCUGGAUUGCUGACUAAACUAAAGCUCUUCCUUCUUAUAUUAAAAAAAGUAUGAUCUGUUGAUUUUUUAUAUUGAGCUCUUUAGAUCUAUAGAGUGAAUGUCAUCUUUGAAAUGUUGAUUUUGUUAAAUACACCUACCAUACUUUCUGUAAUGAGCACACAGUUUGGUAUGUGCGCUUAUUGGAAUCUCAAUAACUUGGUCUUCUAAAUUUCAAUUUGAGAAGUGCAUUGUGUGUUCAAUAGAGAGAAUACGGUACUACUUGCAUGUUACAGGGUGGGCCAAAAACGGCCCAUUAAGCAAUUAGAGCAGUGCCAUAUUUGCAGAGACCAUUGAAAGGGAAUUCAAUUUCCAGUGAUUUGACAAAUUAUUUAUUAAAUAGUUUCAGUAAAACUAACGUGUUGAACUUUUAUUAUUUUUUGGAAUUCUCAAAUCUUGCAAUUUGGGAGUGUCAUUUUGACAAGUUUACCAGAUAUAAGUAAUCAAAAUGUAACAAACUCAGGAAGAUGUACUAGUAAAUGGAAAAACUAAUGUAGUAUAUGUUUUUUUAUACUUUUUCUCAAUAUAAUGGGGAAUCAGUUUCCCUCAUAAAUAUAAUUUCAUGAAAUUUCCAAAUGAUAUAUCAUAUUCAUAUAUCAUAUACUAGCCUAGUAUAGUCUUGGAAAUUGAAUUCUCAUUCCAAUGUUGCAUACUAUUAUCCUAUAAUACUGCAAAUUACAUUUUAAUGUAGGGGUAAAUACUCAAAGGAGACCAUUUUUAUUGGCCCACCCUGUAUUUAGCUAGCAACCCAGCAUAUGAUUGCUCUUGCACAAUAUAUAUUUAGGCUAAGUUACAUUAUGUAUUCAAUGCAGCAUUACAAUCAUUUUGUAAGUGAAUCAGUGUUUAAAAAGACGGAAUAUUUUUGUAAUGAAGCUGUUAGUUAAACAAAUAUAGUAAGCAUAUUAAAGCUA
Owenia fusiformis is the source of this 7898-nucleotide messenger RNA. NCBI's taxonomy places the organism in Eukaryota, Metazoa, Annelida, Polychaeta, Sabellida, Oweniidae. The record is from the annotation of a GenBank genome assembly.